AUGCUGUUGGGAUUUUGUGAAGACUACAGGCGUGUGGUGAUCAAUGCACGUCAUGAAUUGAUUCUCAUACGCUCGCGCAACGACAACAAUUGUCUAAGAGGAGAUGCCGAGAUUCAGCCUGAGAUUGAAUUACUCAGAAGCACGACUAAGCAUUCGUGGACCGUCAAGGCAACAACGCAACUCGAGAAGCCGCGAUACGUCAUCUUUGCGUUGCAAACUGGUCGAAAGAAUAACAUAACGAGAUCGAUAACUCGAUUCGACGAUUGCAAAUUAACUAACGUGAAACUUUAUCUAAACUCGGAAUUUUAUCCAUACGACGAUUUGAACCUCGAUUUCGGCAAGAAGAGAUACGCCAUCCUGUAUGAUAUGUACGCGCGGUUUUACAAAUCAUAUUAUGGAGGCAAUCAUGAUGAGGUGCUUCUUCCCAUCGACAAAUUUGGAUUUUGCGGUCCCUUCGUCAUCAUCGAUUGUUCGCGACAGAGCGAAUCUGUGAAGACUGCCACCGUCGACGUGCGAUUAGAGUUCGACUGCAUGGAAGACAUACCGGCGAAUACUACAGCCUACUUUCUCAUCAUACACGAUCGCGUGGUCGAAUACAGCCCGUUGACCAACGUUGUGCGCAGAAUCACUUAA
This is a messenger RNA of Ooceraea biroi (clonal raider ant), 633 nucleotides long. RefSeq lists its product as uncharacterized. The record is from RefSeq and is a predicted model, not a curated record. Lineage: Eukaryota; Metazoa; Arthropoda; Insecta; Hymenoptera; Formicidae.